Mercenaria mercenaria is the source of this 1676-nucleotide messenger RNA. RefSeq lists its product as uncharacterized. NCBI's taxonomy places the organism in Eukaryota, Metazoa, Mollusca, Bivalvia, Venerida, Veneridae. The transcript is spliced from 4 exons. The record is from RefSeq and is a predicted model, not a curated record. Bases 392 to 1522 code for a protein of 376 amino acids.
UGUGUGUAGCCUGAUCUCUUUUGACCUAGGCAAAAUGAAAAUGUGUGUAUGAUACAGGAACUAGAGCUAUAAGCGAUCAAUGAGAUGAUACUGUUUACAUUCUAAACUGUUACUAAAUCAACAUAUUUUAUCUCCCUUUAUUUGUUUCCAUCAUCCCGGUGGGGUGGGGUGGGAUAGUAAGCAGAUAAUGCAAGAUAAAAACCGAAAAUUCACUUUAAACAAAUAGUCUGUCGGUCCCAUUUGAGAUAUGACGUAACAAACGUUUGACCUUUAAUACAGCGUCAUCGAUUCUGACGUUUUGAUGUCGUAAACGGACAUAGCAACAUAGUUAACAACGCUACUGCACCAGACGGCAACUUUGUAUUUGUUAAGAAAAAAAAACAGCUUUAAAAUGCACCCAGAUAAACAAUUCUGCGACAACUAUUCGUUGUCACCACAACUUAGCAACAGGAGUGAUCCAAAAUCAAUGCUAGAUGGCGGCGGAGACUUCACUGAGGAUAACGUAUUAUCAUCAGCCCAAAGGUCUUCUAAAACCAACCUCUUCGGUGGUACACGUACACACGGCCCUUCAUUCAGCGACGAUCCGACUGAGUGGAACAAGGCAGAUUAUGAGUACAACAUCAACUUUCUGUAUGACUACAUGGUCAGCCAGAAAAGAUACAUGAAACAUGAAAACGAGAAGUACGCCAGGAAUAAAGAACUCCUUGCCAAUAUGAAAACUACGCGCCAACAAGAAUAUGAUAAUUCUGUGCGGAAGACAUCCGAAACCAAGCGUCUAAUGAGCGAGAUCGAAGGCUAUGAGUUGCAGAUAAAGCACCACACUACUUUGGGCGCCUGCAGCAAAAUCAGGUACCUGGCAGAAGAUAAACUCAACAGGGAUCUCAAAGAGCAGAAAAAGAGGCUUCUUAGAGAAAAAGAAUUCCAGCUGAGAAAACAGACCGAAGAAGGAAUCUUGCCAUAUGUCAUUGAGAAGCAUGAAUCAGCCAAGCAGUUACUUGAGACAGAGCAAGACAGAAGAAAGCGUCUGCAGCAGAAGGCUCAGUGGUAUGACACAGAAAUUGCAGCCAUUCAUGAAGUUUUAGGACAAAAUGAAAACAAGAAAAUCAGAAAAGAGGGCAUACCUAUGGAAACCGAAAAUGGAAACACAUGUUUAGUUCAGAAUAAAGUUGCUAACAGCUGCAGUAAUAACAUUGCUAGCUUCUUACCGGAAAUCAAUACAGGGAAGAAUAAUAUGGUAACCCUUAAACCUGUUGAAGAAAAUGUCAAAUUUAUUCGGGAUCAAGGUAAUUACAGUCAGUCUGUACAGGAAGCAAACCCACAUGGACAUGUACCUCACCUCCCUCCAGUUACAAACGCACAUACAUAUGUGUCCCACCCACCAACAGUUGCAACAACACAUGAACAUGUACCCCACCCACCAACUGCUGCAACCACUGAGAGCUAUGUACCAAAGCCACCAUCGGAGAAGAAGGAUGGACGGCUCAAGAAAUUCUACAGAAAAAUUAGGAAUGUCAUUAAAUGAACUAUUUUACUUCAAAUAUAAGUUUACAAUUAUGUGUUAUUUGUAUAAUGGGUUUAUAGAGAUUUAUAUUUCAGUAAAAUUAGAUCACAUAGUAUAUAAAAUCAUUUGGAUGAUCGACAAUUUGUGAAUAAAUUACCGAAGUACGGAAAAUACA